UAGGCACACCUCCAGAUGCCCCCAUGCGUCAGAGACAGACAAGGCUCUGGCUCCUUCGCCUGCACGCCUGUCCGUGCGUCUGUCUGCUGGCUCCUCGUUUCGUUGAAGGAUGAGACCACAGCAGCAGCAGCAGAGAGAGCUUAUACUGAGGUAAAGAAUCAGAAAUUUGCAUUGACCUUCACAUGUGUGAGGCAGAAGUCCGGAGGGGCCACAAAGAUGGAUGAUAUAGAUGCUAUGUUCAGUCACCUGCUGGGUGAGAUGGACCAUCUCUCUCAGAGUCUGACGCCUGGAGCUGACCCACCGGACCUGGACCCUGCCUCGAUCCAAGAGAGCACGCUAACCAUCGGCUUCACAGACCUGAACGAGUCCCUCAAUCAGCUGGAGGACACUGACCUGGAUGCUCUGGUGGCCGACCUUCGAUCGAAAGCAACAGUUCAAGAUUUCUCGGCUUAUCAACAGAACAGUCUUCCAGAUAAGCAAAGUUCAGCAGCCGCCAUGACUCAGGCACCAAACAGUGACUUGUCUGAGCUGCAGACGAAGGAGCCCCAGACAAAGGCAGAAAAAAUCAAACUAGCUUUGGAGAAGCUGAAAGAAGCUAAAGUUCGAAAGCUGAUUGUGAAGGUGCUGAUGGGCGACGGCAGCUCCAAGACCCUUAUGGUGGAUGAGAGACAGGCGGUGCGAGAGGUCCUGAGCGAGCUGUUUGAGAAGACGCACUGCGACCGCAGCAUCGACUGGAGCCUGUGUGAAACCAACCCCGAGCUUCAGAUCGAAAGAUGUUUUGAAGACCACGAAGGUUUAGUGGAGCCACUGUCUGUGUGGACCCGCUACAGUCAGAACAAGCUCUACUUCGUGCAACGACCUCAGAAGUAUGUGAUGUUCACUGACCCACAGUUAUUUUACAUGUGGAAGAAAAAGAAGACAGGUGUGAAAACAAUUAAUGAAGAAGCUAAACAACUUUUAAUCAAGGAGAAUUUUGGAGGGUCUGCUCUGAUUGUGCCUGAUCUCGAGGGCACGUUGCACCUGAAGGAAGAUGGGAAGAGGGUUUGGAAACCUCGCUACUUUGUGCUCAGGGCCUCAGGCAUCUAUUUUGUACCUAAAGGGAAAACAAAGUCCUCCAGUGAUUUGGUCUGCUUCGCCCGUUUUGAAAAAGUUAAUGUCUACACCACCCACGACUACAAACAGAAAUACAGAGCUCCCACCAACUUCUGCUUUGUGUUGAAGCAUCCCUGCAUCCAGAAAGAGUCGCACUACGUCAAAUUCCUGUGCUGCGAGGACGAGCACACGCUGUCGCUGUGGGUCAACUCCAUCAGAAUAGCCAAGUACGGGGCCGUGUUGUAUCGCAGCUACGAGGCAGCCGUGAAGCGAGCGUCCACGCUGCGCACCUGCACGUCCGCUGCGCACAAAGAAGCGGCCAGCGGCCGGAUGUGCCCAGUCCUCCACACGUCUCCACCCAAAAACCCAGAUGUUGGAAACUACCCAUACGAGCCACCGCCUGACUUUAUCCCGCCUCCUCCUCCUGGACACGCAGAAGUCACACCUCCACCUCCGUCUGUGUGACAGGGUCAGCUUUAUUAGACGCAGUAUAUUCUCAGACAUUCAGAACAAAGACAUGGAUUCGAUUUUUUUGGAUAGAUAAUAAAGUAAAAACUCUAGGCUAUACUUGGUUCGCCUAAGCUAUUUUGAGUGAAUGCUGAAUUUUUAUUGUGUAUAUAGGAUAAAUAGGCACUAUACACAUAAAAUCAAGCAGCCUAGCCUUCAAAACACACAGUUCUGUUCAUAGUUUCAGUGGACUGUUUAUUACAAAAAGUCUGUACAUAAAUUUCAAUGAACACAUCCUAUGUACAAACUGGGAUCUGAUGACAAAUAUUGAAUUCGGUUCCCAUGGACAUUUAAGUUACUGAUCUUUUUUUUUUUUUUUUAACUCCACACUGUAUAAGAAAAACACACAUUGAAGAAAAGGCGCCUCUGACCUGUGAUGCCCUGAAAUGCGAGACGUUCAGUGGUAAACUCUACAAAGUUCUCCGCGUCAGUGAUCGUCUCAUGAUUUCCAUAUGAAAAAGUAUAAAUAAAUGCUUCACAGACAAACUGCUGGAUAAUUCUCGGACACUGAGACGCGGGCAAUGCAAAGCUGGACAGAGAUUAGGUAGAAAAAGUAGCCUUUUCACAAAACAAAUUUGCCUCAUAAAUGAAAAAAAAUACAAUCGAGAAUGGGAUGUAGUGACAAAUCAUUCAUCGUAAUGUUUGGCUGCUUUCCUGCUGUUACCACUGGAUCCAUUUCAAAAUAAAAGCUGAUGUUCAAUGUCCAUCACUUCCCAAGUA
Molecule: messenger RNA, 2319 nt
Organism: Betta splendens (Siamese fighting fish)
Lineage: Eukaryota; Metazoa; Chordata; Actinopteri; Anabantiformes; Osphronemidae
Product: amyloid beta A4 precursor protein-binding family B member 1-interacting protein-like
Exons: 15
Coding region: 16-1557 (513 amino acids)
Biological process (GO): signal transduction
Cellular component (GO): plasma membrane; cytosol
Source: RefSeq, a predicted model, not a curated record